Nycticebus coucang (slow loris) is the source of this 4413-nucleotide messenger RNA. RefSeq names its product TOX high mobility group box family member 2 (gene TOX2). NCBI's taxonomy places the organism in Eukaryota, Metazoa, Chordata, Mammalia, Primates, Lorisidae. The record is from RefSeq and is a predicted model, not a curated record. The transcript has 8 exons. The coding region runs from base 463 to 2412 and encodes 649 amino acids. Gene Ontology annotation, molecular function: chromatin DNA binding. Gene Ontology annotation, cellular component: nucleus. Gene Ontology annotation, biological process: regulation of transcription by RNA polymerase II.
UGCACCCAGGCACUGAGCACAGGUAUCUCUUCAGGAUGGAUGCUCCGCAGUCUAAUUGCUGAAUGAAAAGGUGUGCAAGUUUCACAUGUUGACAGGUGCUGCCAAAUUGCCUUCUGAAGGCCCUUCCAGUGUGAUGCGGCUCCCAAGGCAGCGUCCGUGAGCGGGGAAGGCUCUGAAGCCACAAAUGACGUGGAGCUGUGCUGAGAUAGGGGCUACCUCCCCUUCUGCUCCCUGAGACCUGGCCUGGGGACCGCCACUAGGAGCUCUGAGCAUGCAGGCCCAAAUUGGGAUAGAAGAUGGAUUUUGAUAAAAGAGGUUAAAUAACAGGUUUUUCCAUUUCACCUUAUAGGAGCGGGAUGGGAGGUGGGGGUGCCGGGCCUCCAGCCAAUAGAGGACCAAGAGUUGUCAGGAGGGCUUAUAAAGCUUGCUAUUUCUGGCAUUUUUUCUCUUUCUCUGCUGAUUAUGCAGCAGAAUCGUACAGAGGCUGUCGCGGGCGCGUUCUCUCGCUGCCUGGGCUUCUGUGGAAUGAGACUCGGGCUCCUUCUACUUGGAAGACGCUGGUGCAUUGCAGGUGUGUUUCUGCAGAAGUUUGAUGGUGACAGUGCUUACGUGGGGAUGAGUGACGGAAACCCAGAGCUCCUGUCAACCAGCCAGACCUAUAACGGCCAGAGCGAGAACAACGAAGACUAUGAGAUUCCCCCGAUAACACCUCCUAACCUUCCUGAGCCGUCCCUCCUGCACCUGGGGGACCACGAAGCCAGCUACCACUCGCUGUGCCACGGCCUCGCCCCCAACGGUCUGCUCCCUGCCUACUCCUACCAGGCCAUGGACCUUCCUGCCAUCAUGGUGUCCAAUAUGCUGGCACAGGACAGCCACCUGCUGUCGGGCCAGCUGCCCACGAUCCAGGAGAUGGUCCACUCGGAAGUGGCUGCCUAUGACUCAGGCCGGCCCGGGCCGCUGAUGGGCCGCCCUGCCAUGCUAGCCAGCCACAUGAGUGCCCUCAGCCAGUCCCAGCUCAUCUCACAGAUGGGCAUCAGGAGCAGCAUUGCCCACAGCUCCCCGUCACCUCCUGGGAGCAAGUCAGCGACCCCGUCUCCCUCCAGUUCAACGCAGGAGGAGGAGUCGGAAGCCCAUUUCAAGAUGUCAGGAGAAAAGAGACCCUCAGCUGACCCAGGAAAAAAGGCCAAGAACCCCAAAAAGAAGAAAAAGAAGGACCCCAAUGAGCCACAGAAGCCGGUGUCAGCCUACGCACUCUUCUUCAGAGACACUCAGGCUGCCAUCAAGGGACAGAACCCCAGCGCCACCUUCGGGGAUGUGUCCAAGAUUGUGGCCUCCAUGUGGGACAGCCUGGGAGAGGAACAGAAGCAGGCCUAUAAGAGGAAGACGGAAGCAGCAAAAAAGGAGUAUCUGAAGGCUCUGGCUGCCUACAGGGCUAGCCUCGUCUCUAAGAGCUCCCCGGACCAAGGCGAGACCAAGAGCACUCAGGUGAACCCACCAGCCAAAAUGCUGCCACCCAAGCAACCCAUGUACGCCAUGCCAGGCCUGGCCUCCUUCCUGACCCCGUCGGACCUGCAGGCCUUCCGCAGCGGGGCUUCUCCCGCCAGCCUCGCCCGGACACUGGGCUCCAAGUCACUGCUGCCAGGCCUCAGCACAUCCCCACCACCGCCACCCUCCUUCCCACUCAGCCCCCCACUGCACCAGCAGCUGCCCCUGACCCCCCACGCACAGGGCGCCCUUCUCAGCCCACCUGUCAGCAUGUCCCCAGCCCCCCAGGCUCCUGUCCUGCCCACCCCCAUGGCACUUCAGGUGCAGCUGGCGAUGAGCCCCUCACCUCCAGGGCCACAGCUCACCGUGUCCCCCCUCCUCUGCAGGACUUCCCUCACAUCUCUGAGUUCCCCAGCAGCUCAGGACCCCGCUCUCCUGGCCCAUCCAACCCCACGAGCAGCGGGGACUGGGACAGCAGUUACCCCAGCGGGGAGUGCGGCAUCAGCACUUGCAGGUCAGUCCUCUCCUGACAUGCUGGGGUCCUGCCUCUGUCCCACCAGCACAGGGAGAGUGGGAACAGGGGUGCCCAGGAGAACGCGGACCCAGGCACAGCCCUUCCUCACUACCAGCCCUGCAGGGGAGCGGAGGGAGCUGCCUAGAGUCUUCAGGAGAGGACGCACAGUGGGGCAGGCCCUAGACCAGUGGUUCUCAAUCUUCCUAAUGCCACGGCCCUUUAAUUCAGUUCCUGUGGUGAGAACUGCUGCCCUAGAUGCUGAGGCUGCUUGGGAAAUGAGGCUUGUCGUCAAUUUUGCUUGUUUUGCUCCUUCCAUCCUGGUUUUUUCCCAAAUGCUUCCUUGUGACAUUCACAGAUGGGUCCUGUGUCUUAGGCCAGGUCCCCUAGAGGCAGAGCCUGAGGCAGCUGGAUGAGGCGCCCUGGGUCAUGUGUUAAGGAAGAGUUUUCAGGAGAAAGGGGUGCAGGAGGCAGACAGGCCAGGGGCAGGAGCCCCAGCUGCCGCCUGGAUCCAUGGGACUCCUUCUCGGUGCCUGGCGGGCCCCCUGCUUCGGGCCCCCCUCCUGUCCUGCACUCUUAGCCUUUCAAACCAGUGCCAACUGCCCUUCCUGGAUCCGUGCCACAAAUGAAGAGAACCUUUCCAUUUCAGCAGGCGAGGGAAGUGCAGGAGGUCCGUUUGCUCCUUCACCUGCCACCCAGGUUCCCACUGCUCGUGGUCACACCUGGGGAAUGUGGUGCCCAGCAGCUGUCCCAGCGACAGCGCCACACCCUGGAAGGCACAGCACUUGUGUUUGGUGGCCAUAUCUGCUGCUCGUGCCAGCUGGCCCUGGUCUGAGUCCUGGGCUUUCUAGUGCAGGGCUCUGUGGUCUGUCAAGGCCACCAGUGCUCUUGAGCUCUGUGCAGGGUAACACGGCACAUGCCCCCUUUCCAGCAGGCCUGGGGAGAGGUUCUGUGUGGGGCAGCAAGGAUUCCCUCCCCACACCCUGAGUAGAUGCAGACCCUCCUACCUCAGCCCUUCCCCUCACCGCAGGAUGAGGGGGGAUGUCUUUAGUGGAUAAGUGUCGGCCCUUCAUACCCAGCAUGGAGGCCAGACCACAGCAGGGCCCUAUUUUAAAAACAUAAAAAUCACCUUAACUCAGUUUAAAAUUUACAAGUGAAAAUCCUGCAAUUAAAAAUCGACAUGGGAGCAAUGGUGACAUUGGAAGGACAGGCGCACUGCUUCCCUUCCUCCCAGAGCUGAGGACCAGGUGGUCCCCCACUGGGGUUCCAGGAGGGGGUUGGCUGUUCUUGGUGGGUGGUCCGGGAGGGCCUGGGACACAUGUGCCUCUGUCACCUGCUGAGGGGCUGCCAGAUCCAGGGUGGGGGUGAAGGGCCGGAGUGCAGAGGUCCUGGUGCUCCCCAGGCUGGGGUGGGCUCAGCGGCUCUGACAGCCCCUCCUCUCUCCCACAGCCUGCUCCCCAGAGAUAAAUCGCUCUACCUCACCUAAGCCCACCUCCCCCCGUCCCUGAGGCUCGCUGGAAGGGCACUGCUCCGGGCCUGAAGGGCUGACAGCAAAAAAAGAGGCCUUGGCAGGAGGCAGGGUGACCGAUCUGAGAGAGCAGUGACACCCCAAUGCCCCUGGGCUGAGUCUCUCCCUUGACCUCCCACCGGACUGUGCAGAGGCAACCCACUGCCCGCUGCCAGCCCAAAGAACCUGCAGGAACCUUCUACCUGCUGACCUGCUUGCUCCAGGGUAGCUGUGGACCCCGCUCCUCACCCUGCACAUGGUACCCUACAUCUGGACGCCUGGCCCCAGCCCCAGCCCACAUGGCUGCCCCUGGCGGGGUCUCUUACCAACAGGCACCCACCCCAGAUGUGUAGGCCAGGGGCCUGCCAAGAUGGACACGCACAUACAGUUUUCCAGUGUGAACAAAAGAUUAUGAAACCCUAUAAACCGUUGGCUCUGUGUAAGUAGUUGGCUAAGUGUUUUAGAACUGUGCUGAAGACAUCUGUAAGAUUAUUUUGUGGGGGGAAAAAACGUAGUUUCCUUUAAGGUAAAAAGCAUUUUAUAUGACCCUUAGCACAUUGUUUUAAGUUUUAUCUUAAGGGAGACCUGCACAAAAGCGGCCGCCAAACCGUUUCAUCGUCUGCACAGCCAGAACCGGACAAUUGUAGCCACCCUCAGAGGAUUGCUCUUUCCUUUUAACCAUCUGUCCAUCUAUUUAAAAUUGCCAAUGAUGACUUUUGUCUAUUUACGAAGAGACCUUGAGAACAAAGUUGCAGCCUAUCAUAACGUGUGUGUGGUUUUGGGGUUUGGUUUUGGUUUUGGUUCUUGAUGUUGUUUGCAGCUGUUUUCUGGCCCUGGCGAGUGUCUGCUGUGUUGACGCCCAGUGCUUCUCUCAAAUCUCUUUGUAAUAAAACUUCGGAAAAGUUGAAAA